GAGAGAGAGAGAGAGAGAGAGAUGAGGAUUUCCUUUGCCUUUUGUGGGUUGAUGUUUUUGGGUUUUUGCCUCCUCAUUUGGGAGGCAGAAGCUGGUAUCAGUAGCAGCGACGAUCAAGAGAGAGACAGGAUAAUUGAGCUUCCUGGUGAGCCUGCAAACGUUGUUGAUUUCUCUCAGUAUUCAGGCUAUGUCACAGUGGACCAAAACGCAGGCAGGGCGCUGUUCUACUGGCUCACUGAGUCACCCACACGCCCUUCUUUGCGGCCUCUCGUGUUGUGGCUCAACGGUGGGCCGGGCUGCUCCUCAGUGGCUUAUGGUGCUGCUGAAGAGCUGGGCCCUUUCCACAUCAAUCCUGAUGGAAAAUCCCUCUUCCUCAACCCCUAUGCCUGGAACAAGUUGGCCAACAUUCUGUUCCUUGAUUCGCCCGCUGGCGUGGGUUUUUCGUAUUCCAAUUCAUCUUCUGAUUUGAAACAUCCGGGAGACAACCAAACAGCGGCGGAUGCAUAUGCCUUCCUUGUCAACUGGUUGGGAAGGUUUCCUCAAUACAAGUAUCGAGAGUUCUACAUAGCUGGAGAGAGUUAUGCAGGGCACUAUGUUCCACAGUUGGCCCAACUCAUCUACCAAAGGAACAAAGGGCUCCCAAAUCCUAUAAUAAAUUUUAAGGGGUUCAUGGUGGGCAAUGCGGUUACUGAUGAUUACCAUGAUUACGUGGGAACUUUUGAGUACUGGUGGACACAUGGUUUGAUUUCAGAUGGAACGUACCGUGUUCUGAGAUUAGCUUGUGAUUUUGGGUCCGCUAUGCACCCCUCUGUGGAAUGCAUCAAGGCUCUUGAUCUUGCUAAUCUGGAACAAGGAAACAUUGAUCCCUACAGCAUAUAUUCUCCACCUUGCAAUGCUAGUGCCACACUCAAGAACAAACCAAGAGGCCACUAUCCUUGGAUGUCAAGGGCAUAUGAUCCAUGCACCGAAAGACACUCCAAGGUGUACUUCAAUCUUCCUGAGGUACAAAAGGCCCUUCAUGCCAAUGUUACUGGAAUUCCAUACCCUUGGGCAACUUGCAGUGAUGUUGUUGGGAACAACUGGCAAGAUUCUCCUAAAUCUAUGCUUCCAAUCUAUCAGGAACUUAUAGCAGCUGGUUUCCGUAUCUGGGUCUUUAGUGGUGAUACUGAUUCAGUUGUACCAGUGACAGCAACACGAUACUCUCUAGACGCACUCAAACUCCCUACCUUGACGAACUGGUAUCCCUGGUAUGACAACGGAAAGGUUGGUGGGUGGAGUCAAGUCUACAGAGGUUUGACUUUUGUGACAAUAACAGGAGCUGGUCAUGAAGUUCCACUCCAUCGCCCUCGGCAAGCAUUCAUAUUGUUCAAGUCCUUCUUGCAGAAUAUGCCUCUACGACAUUCUUGAUUUGUAUUUUUGCGAGUGGAGGCACCCCUGCCGGGCGUCUAUUCUUGCCUGGUUGCUGUUAUCCUGGUGCCUCAUCAUUGCACAUCAAAAUGAUGGUGAUUUAUCUGAUUUAUUUGUAAUGUAAUUUAUAUGUCCCGGUCAAUGUAAUUUAUCUAGGUUCCACUCCAUCUCUCACCUUAGACCGAUGGUUUGGACUAUAAUUGCAGUGAAAUAAAAGGCCUUUUAUUUUAUUUUA
Messenger RNA from Amborella trichopoda, 1642 nucleotides. Its product is annotated as serine carboxypeptidase-like 27. Lineage: Eukaryota; Viridiplantae; Streptophyta; Magnoliopsida; Amborellales; Amborellaceae. Gene Ontology annotation, molecular function: serine-type carboxypeptidase activity. The record is from RefSeq and is a predicted model, not a curated record. Gene Ontology annotation, biological process: proteolysis. Gene Ontology annotation, cellular component: vacuole.